This is a messenger RNA of Phaedon cochleariae (mustard beetle), 984 nucleotides long. The record is from the annotation of a GenBank genome assembly. NCBI's taxonomy places the organism in Eukaryota, Metazoa, Arthropoda, Insecta, Coleoptera, Chrysomelidae.
AGCGCAAUCACUCAAAUCACAGAGUAGAUGGCCUCUGUAGGAUAGUCCUGAAAUCCUGGAGAGGCCAACCAAUCCUACGAAAAAAAAGAAGACGAAUAUUCGGAUCAUGGGAUCUUCCAUAACCUCACUUUGUGCAGAUUGUUUUUGGUCUUGGUCCUUACAAUGCCACCCAACAAACCCAAAUUAUACACAUCUACAGGAAAACCUACUGUUCGGCCGAUUGAACAUAUUUCACCGGAUUCUGAACAGGCCCAAAAAUUCGAAUUGGAACUAUGUUGGUGUAUUCAACAACUUCAAUUGGCUCUGAAUUCUGGAAAGCUCAACAACAAACAAAGUCAAGAUCACACAAAAUCAUUGAAUACAUUGAUGAGUAACAACGCUCCCAUGGUGAAGAAGAGGCAGAUCAUGAGAUCUUCCUUUGGAGACUACAGAAUGAAGAUGGCUGAUGAAGAAAAAAAUGUUUCCAAAAAUGCCCAUCUUAUCAAAAUGAAACCCUCAGCUGCACCCAGUGAAAAAUCAGUAUUUGUAAAGAGAAGAACAUUUUCUUCAACAUUGAAUAACUUCAAGUUCAACUUCAAAACACCUGAAGGAUGUUAUUCAGAUAGUAAACAGGAUAAAGUUACAGUAUCUAAUGAAUUAGGACAUGCUAAAAAUAAAGAGUGUAAUUUGGCAUUUUCUGAUAAUAGUUUUAGGUUCAAUUUUGAUAGCAGCAGUUCAUAGUACAUAAAAGAAACUAUUUAUUUACAUUGGGGAAAAUAUUUGAUACUCAGAAUAAACAACAGAAUUUCACUUAGGUUUAGGUAUAGUUAUUUCACCUAACCUACCUACUAUCAUUUGUUAUUGAUUUCAUCAUUCCUGAUGAAUCUUUCAUAGUCCAAUAAAUAAAGGGAAAAAGUUAACAUUAAUUACACGGUUGGAAGUAGCUUUCCACACAGUUUGACUGGAAAACGCGUACAAUGACGGAGAAAAUGGCCCCAAAAGACC